AGUCCGCGAAAUGUCGUAUACCAGAUAAGGUGUUUCGUAGUCGUCAGGUGCGCCGGACUCGCCCCCAUCAGCUCGCGAAUUACUCGAUUUAUUCAUCUUGUCAAUCACUAGUCCAGGAAGAAUUCCACAAACCAGAAUUCCAGAAGCACUUUUCCCAGGGAAAGGAGAAGUAAAUCGAUUCAAUAACAACACAACUUAUCCCAGCCAAAUACACCAAGAAAAUUCCGCCUACAAGAAAAAUCUAGACUACACUCGUUUUCAAAACCUGCGCCAAACCGGAAUUUCCAGUGAAAAAUUACUUCAUAUGCACUUUCGUUUGUUUCUUCAUUCACUGAUAACUUGAUUAGCUGGUUUCUGUCAUCUGAAAGGUCAUCUAGUUAUUAAUAAUAAUAUUUUGAGAAGUAGUCAACUAUUUUUUCCAUAAAAGUUCAUAGAUUUCUGAAAGGUUUCGAAAAGUGAAAAAAGCUCUUUUUUGAGGAAAAGUUGUUCUGCUCUUUUCUUUAUGUGGAUGGAACGUUGAUUCACGAGGUGUUCUCAAGACGUUCUUUAAAUAUUUACCAAUUUAACCUUACCUACAUGCAGUGUCACGUAUGGACGACAUGUUACUGCAGACACAAUUUCGUUCGGCUUUCACGGGGAAAGUGACCAAUAAAAAUUUUAAAUUCCAGUCAUACUGACUUUGCCGAAUGGAGAUGUUAAAAGUGAUUUAAUGGACAAUUUAUAAAUGCAUGAGCUAUUCACAAAGGAAGAGAAGCAAGAAAAAUUACCCAGAGAAAACUGAGAAGAUCAGGGGUUGAUCCUUUCCAAGUAUUGAUCAAUUUGUCUCCAGAGUUGUGUUUUCCAGUGAAAAGGUACAUUCACCUAUAAAAUAACUAGAACUAAAAAAAAAUUUGAUAAAAAUCCCUUAACUUGGGAAAAUACCUGGUCUUUAAUUACCCUUUCAUCAAAUUCUUUGUACCAUAAAGAGUCCUACCUCACUUUUCAAGGUCGAGUAAUUUCCAGUGAAGGGGGCGCAUUGCAGUGCCGUUUGCAUAUGCAUUGCAGAUGAUGUCUAGAAUAGAAAAAUAUUUAAAAAUUUGAUAUUAUUUCAAAUUCUUCAAGAUCUAAACUUCUAGAAUCUGCAGCAUCCACUACAGCAUCGUCAACAGUAUCAUCUACAGCAUCAAGAUCAACAUCAAUAUUUACGACUCAAUUUCCAAAUAUUUUUGAUCUUCGCAAUGAUCACAAUUUGGAAAAAUUCCGAAGGGAAGAUUGAUUGAGUUGGGGAUGAAAUAUCUGUGAUAAUGUGGUGCUUAAAGAUGAAGGUGCAACGAGGUGGUAGUUUAUUGAUGAGUAGUAGGGGACUUGGGAACGCAACGAGGCUUGGCGAAUCGAUAACAGGUUGCAAAGCAGCGCUGUGGAGAUUUUCAGUGUGACCUCGAGGAAAAGAGGUGCAUUGGAAAAAAAUAGAGGGCAUUUUUGAAAGGAGGGUAAGGAGAAUCCGAGAAAAGGUAAAUCAGAAGAGAUGUUGGCUUGCUGGGUCUUGGUGGGUGUCCUUGGAGCAGUGGUGCUUCUGUACAUCCUCGUCGAAUUGCACUACUUCCUCAGAAUGUUAAUCACAGUGUUCUUUGCUCGAUUUUGCAGAAAACGAGUACACAUUCUCGACGAGACUUCUAUUUAUGGUGUCUGUACCGCAACUGACGUGGAUACUCUCCUAUACCACAUGAAUAAUGCCAGAUAUUUAAGAGAACUGGACUUUGCACGCGCAGAUUUUUACGAAAGGACUAAUUUGUAUCGUGAAAUCUGUUCCCAAGGGUCAGGACUUGUACAAGGUGCUGCCACUAUUCGAUACAGAAGGUUCCUCAAAGUCUUCUGCUUUUAUAAAAUAACGUCCAAGAUUAUUUACUGGGACGAGAAGACUAUUUUCAUGGAGCAUCGAUUUAUUACUCCAAGUGAUGGGUUUGUCAGGGCGAUAGCAAUUUGUCGUCAGCGAUUAUUGGAUUGCAGUGCUGAAGCUGUUGUGGGUGCUCUUAUGAAUAAAGGGGUGAAACAAAACGGAAGUGUCGAGGCUGGUGUUACACAGAUGCCCCACGUGAGACCAGAGGUACCACCAGAAGUGGCAAGAUGGAUAGAAAGCAAUGAAAUAUCAUCAGCAGCAUUAAGAAGGACACCUGCUGUAGUUUUAAACUGCUGACAAAGGGAUGACGCCAUCACGAAUGGCGUAUCUUCGACACAAUUUCACGAAACUACCAUGGUCUAAUUAAGCCGGAUCAGUGCAUAAAGUACCUGAUUCUCGUUUUAAAACUGCGAUUCUUCAAAGUGAUAAACUAAUUUUACGUUCAUAAGUGACAAGUUACCAUGAAACUAGGACUCGAAGCGAAAAACAUUUGCUAGUUACAUUAUUACACUAUCAAUGAAUAAGUGAUUGUUCUAAACAAAAACAAAAAAUGACAUACUUAGAUCCACAAUGCAGUGGGUGGAAUUUAUAUAAUGAAUAGAAAAGACAACACCCAGAAAAGUUCAAUUGAGAAUUGUAUUCUCAAAAGGUUUUGCAAAUGUCUAGAACGUUACAUAGAGAGAAAUUUCGGAAGAUUAAUUCACGGCACUGUUUCUUGAUUUUAUCACAGUGUGAGGCGAGAACUACGAUCUCGGAACCCUUUCUUUUAAAGUAUGGAUUUUGAAGCUUUGGACAUUAGGCCACGCCCCUUUGCUUCUAUAUCUCGAAUUCUAUGCUUUUAGAUCAUAGAGUCCGAGACUUUAAACCACGUAAUUAUUGUAGCUUUAAAAUCACGCUAUUCCGUGAAUUAAUCUCUUGAAAUUUCUCUCUGUGUAUUUGGAAAUGCUUUAGCGGAAUCUUAGAUAAUUUAUAUAUUCUUAAUUUAAUCCAUUCUCUGAAAUUUUUUGAAAUUAUUUUUGAUAUUUAGGUACUUCACUACUUAAAACAAAGGUUGAAUCAGUAUUAAAAAAAUGCUUUACAGAAAUUCGGAAGCGUCCAUUAAUUGCGUAAGGAUUUUUAAUAUGAUAACAUAAAUAAACUUUGUAUGUAAUUUAUUUAUUCUUGCCUUAGGAUGAUUAAAAAUUUUAUCGACAA
Messenger RNA from Belonocnema kinseyi, 3070 nucleotides. RefSeq names its product protein THEM6. Lineage: Eukaryota; Metazoa; Arthropoda; Insecta; Hymenoptera; Cynipidae. The coding region runs from base 1505 to 2173 and encodes 222 amino acids. The transcript is spliced from 4 exons. The record is from RefSeq and is a predicted model, not a curated record.